This is a messenger RNA of Alligator mississippiensis (American alligator), 2412 nucleotides long. It is a transcript of the gene DCAF17, whose product is annotated as DDB1 and CUL4 associated factor 17. Gene Ontology annotation, cellular component: Cul4-RING E3 ubiquitin ligase complex. The transcript is spliced from 14 exons. The record is from RefSeq and is a predicted model, not a curated record. Lineage: Eukaryota; Metazoa; Chordata; Crocodylia; Alligatoridae. Gene Ontology annotation, biological process: protein ubiquitination. Bases 453 to 1805 code for a protein of 450 amino acids.
GCCCGCGGCCGGCUGGGCUCGGUGGGCCCCGUGCCCGUGCCCGGCCGGGCUGAGCCCCGAAGGCGGCCCUGCACCCACGUGCCUCCAGGAGGCUGGAGCGCGGAGCUCCCGCUCAGCACCGAAACCGCAGCUCGGCGUGACGCCAACGGGCUGGGCGCGCUGGCCGCCGGGCGCUGCAGUCCCGGCGCCGAGACGGCGACUGCGGACUUUCUGCUCGGGGAACUACCGUACCCAGGGCGCCGCGCGGCGGCGGGCGGCACCGGGCUGCGUGACGAGAGGUGGCUCCGUGUGAGGGGGAGGAGUCGGCGUGGCCUGCGGAAAGUACUAAAUUCAGAAAAGUUUGGACAAGUCAUUCCACAUCUCCUAUUACUUAUGAAAGUGGAAGAAUCUAUUUUGACAAUUAUCGGUGCUGUGUCAGUAGCAUUGCAGGAGAGCCAAGAAUACUUUAUCAAAUGCCACCAUGUUCUAAAUCAGAAAAAAUAGAGGAUGCUUUAUUAUUGGAAUGUCCUCUGGGGGAAACAUUGCCCAGUCUUUCAGACUAUAAAACUUCGCUUGCAGUUUUGACAGCUCAGAACUGGCUCCUUCGUCUCUCUGCUAAUACUGGUGAAAUACUGGAAAAAAUAUACCUUGCAGGAUCCUACUGCAAAUUCAGGUACUUGAACUGGGAUUCUCCUCAAGAGAUUAUGGUUGUAAAGUCUGUUCAGCAGAAGCUCUCAGCAGCAGCACGACAGGCAGGCAUCCAACAGUCUGUGCUGUUUUUUCUUGCUGUGUUCAGAGUUCUACCUCUUUCCUUUAUUGGAAUGCUGGAGAUAAACAAAAAAAUAUUUGGAAACAGCGUCAUGGAUGUUGCCAUUUCUAAUGGAAUACUGAUUGUGAUGUAUAGCGUGGGCCUGGUCAAGCUUUAUAGCUUCCAGGCUAUCUCUGAGCAGUUCAUGGAGCAGCACUUUGAUUUGGGCAGUGAAUUCAGCUGGAAUAAUAGAGUUGGAAUUGUAGGAAAGUAUCCAUUUGGUCUUCCUUGCAACAUAAAAAUAACAGAUACCCCACCUUUGCUAUUUGAAGUGUCUUCCUUAGAGAAUGCAUUUCAAAUUGGAGGAUACCCUUGGCAUUACAUCAUCACGCCUAAUAAUAAAAAGCACAAAGGAGUCUUCUAUAUUUGUUCUCUGAAAGACAAUACUUUGGCAAAAAAUGGCAUACAAGAUAUGAAAUGCUGUUCACUAGAACCAGAUUGGAUCUAUUUCCAUCCAGAUACUUCAGGUAGAAUAAUCCACGUGGGACCAAAUUUGAUUAAAGUCUUGAAAAUGAAGGAAAUUGAAAAUAAUACCAACCAACAAGAAAUUGUAGAAGAUUUUAUCAUUGUGGCCAACAGGGAGAAUAUUGUGAACAACUCUGUAACUGUAACAGCUUCUGGCCGAGUGGUGAAAAAACGUUUUAACCUACUGGAUGAUGACCCAGAACAAGAGACUUUCAAAAUUGUGAACCAUGAAGAUGAGUUGGAUUUGUUAUCCGUCGUGGCAGUCACUCAGAUAGGACCUGAUGGUAGAGCUCACCUUGACCUUCACUGUAAUGAACAUGGGAUUCUCCUUAAGACUGUUCCAUUCUUGGAGUCUUGGGAUGUGACUUACAGUCACCAAGUUUACUUUGACAGAGAUGUAGUGUUACACAUUGAACAAAAACCUAAUCGCAUCUUCAGCUGCUAUGUUUACCAAAUGGUCUGUGAUAGUGAAAAUGAAGAUGACCAUACAAGCUAUAAAAAAAAGAAGAGAUUGUGUUGUAAAAAAGGGGGGAGAAUUUUUGAAUAUUUUUAAGAGACAGUCUCCAGCUGCAAAGACUUCGCUUGGAGUAAUAGCCAAGGAUAUUUAUUGCUGUGGAGUAGUCAGUUGCUAUCUUUUGACCACUGUGUGUGAAAAUUCAUAUUUUGAUCUUAAAUUUUUAUAUAAUUACAUUUUAAAUCUUCUCUUUUUGUACAUCUUCUAUAGACCAUAACUGUUUUUCAUGUAUUUACAUGUUUGUUAUUGCUACCAGGUACAGAUUAUAAUAUAGUAACAUAAAUAAUAAUAAUGAUACUCAUAACCAUUGUUCGGCAGUUAGUCUAAAUGAAACACAUGGUGUCAGUCAGAAAGAUUUGAACCUACUAGCAUGCUGUAUUGCAUCAUUUUUUUAAAAAUAACCUCAGGUAUGCAACUUUAAGAUAAAGUUACUUAAAGCAAAGUAAAUAAUUUGUAUAGGAUGAAGAUUUGUUUCAGAUGAAUAGAUAAGAGUUGUCAUCAAACUGUAUAGACAUGAACUAAAUACAUUCUGUUGUUUCUAUGUGACUGUAUAAAAUGGAGGGUUUUUUUAAAUGGAAGGUGCUAAUAAUUUAUAUAAAUAUCAUCCUUAGAAAACAAAUAAAUACAGUUAAUGUGUUUGUAAAAA